AUGGUGCGAGAUAUAAAGGUCAAAGUCCGCGAGGUGUACGAAUAUCUGGCUCCCUACCUGGUGUUCCACUUCCUGGCAGCAUCUCUUUUGGCUUUAUUCGUAUAUACGGAAAUAUGGGUGGAUCCACGAACUGCCAACUUGGACCAUGGUUUCGACCGGAACAACAGUGCCAUACUGAAAAGCUAUAUCUACCCAGAGACUGUUUCAGCACUUGAAGUUGUACUUCUCGCGGCUAUGGUGCCGGGUGUAGUGGUCGCAUGGUGGUGCCUGAUCGCAGAGGACAGUUGCAGACUCAGAUCGUUUGCGAGCGCUAGUUCCCACAGACUAUUAGAACCGCGGCCCAAGUGGAUAUCGCCCAAACUGCACAUGGUUCAGGUCACGUACACUGCGUUGUUUCUUACACUAGCCAUCGCAGGCGCCGCUACCAAUAUACUCAAACUACUGAUCGGGAACGCACGCCCAGACUUUUUCGCCCGCUGUUUCAACAACAACGGCGCCCCGCAGAUUCCCGCCGACCUGGCCUCGUCUAGCCGCAUAACCCUAGGCCAAUGCACUCAGAGCAGUCACCGUUUGCUGAUGGAGGGACUGAAAAGCACCCCAAGCGGCCACGCCAGUUUCGUCACCGCAGGUCUGGGCUUUCUGUUCCAAUGGCAAUGCGAAUGGAUUACCGUGUCACGUGCUCGCCACCUAUGGUGUCCUAUCGUGUGUCUUAUCGUGAUGAUAUCUAGAGUGACAGAUCAUCGGCACCACUGGUAUGACGUUAUGGCGGGGUGUCUACUAGGCUUAAUGUGUUCCUGGUUACCGUGGGUGAAGCUACUUUCAGUAAAAAGACUAGACACGAACGCUACUGAAUCCGAAUUGCCUCUUUAA
Messenger RNA from Lachancea mirantina, 870 nucleotides. The record is from the annotation of a GenBank genome assembly. NCBI's taxonomy places the organism in Eukaryota, Fungi, Ascomycota, Saccharomycetes, Saccharomycetales, Saccharomycetaceae.